Messenger RNA from Entamoeba dispar SAW760, 1323 nucleotides. RefSeq lists its product as uncharacterized. Bases 1 to 1323 code for a protein of 440 amino acids. The transcript has a single exon. Gene Ontology annotation, molecular function: protein serine/threonine kinase activity; ATP binding. Gene Ontology annotation, biological process: protein phosphorylation. The record is from RefSeq and is a predicted model, not a curated record. Lineage: Eukaryota; Evosea; Mastigamoebida; Endamoebidae.
AUGUCUGAUGUAUUAAAACGUGGUGUAAUGAUAAAAGAAGGAAGUAAAGUGAAGAAUUGGAAGAAGAGAUGGUUCGUGUUUCAUAAUAAUGGGAUGUUAGAUUAUUUUACAGAUAAAAAGGAAACCGACCAAAAAGGAAGUGUUGACAUGAAUAGAGCAAGUUCUUUAAGAAAAACAGAAGACAAGAAAAGAAUUAUGUUAGAAAUAUUAUUAGAGACCAAAGUUUUUCGAUUAGCUUUUGAUUCAGAGAUUACUCGAGAUGAAUGGACAACUAUAUUUCAAAAAUUUAUUGAUGAAAAAUGUGGUAAAAUAGAUCAGUCUUCAAAUGCAUUAAAACCUAAACUAGAGGAUUUCGAAACACUAAAACUUAUUGGUAAAGGAACAUAUGGAAAAGUAAUGUUAGUUAAAAAAAUUGAUACAGGUAAAAUUUAUGCAAUGAAAAUUUUAGAUAAGAAAGCAGUUGUUGAAACAAAUGAAGUUGAACAUACAAUGGCUGAAAGAGAAGUUUUAGGAACCAUUGAUAAUCCAUUUAUUGUUCAUAUGCAUUAUUCAUUCCAAACAGAGAAUAAGUUAUAUUUUGUAAUGGAUUUUAUAAAUGGUGGAGAAUUAUUCUAUCACUUACAAAAUGAAAGAAGAUUUUCUAUUGCUCGUGCUAAAUUUUAUGCAGCUGAAAUAUUGUUAGCACUAGAACAUUUACAUUUACAUGGUAUUAUUUAUCGAGACUUAAAACCAGAAAAUGUAUUGUUAAAUGCUGAUGGACAUGUAUGUAUCACAGAUUUUGGAUUAAGUAAAACAGGAAUGAAAGGAGAAGGAGAUAUGACAAGUACUUUUUGUGGAACUGCUGCUUAUUUAGCACCAGAAAUUCUAUUAGGAGAGAAAUAUGAUAGUGCUGUUGACUGGUGGAGUUUUGGUAUUUUAACAUAUGAAAUGAUGGUUGGUAUACCACCAUUUUAUAGUGAGGAUGAACGUGAAAUGUAUCAAAACAUUGUUAAUGAAGCUGUUAGAUAUCCACCAAAUACACCAUCUUCUAUUAAAACAUUUAUUGAUGCAUUGUUAGAAAAGAACCCAAGUAGAAGAUUAACAGAUACAACUAUCAUGAAACAUCAUCCAUUCUUCCAAGGACUUGACUUUGAUCGUUUAAUGAAAAAAGAAGUUGUUCCACCUUAUAUCCCUCAAGUUCAUUCAGCUGAUGAUGUUGCUAAUAUCGAUCCAUAUUUCUUAGGAGAAACAGACGCUGCUAUUGCAGAGGAAAAAAAUUCAAAUACUUCAGGUGGACAAGAAUUUAAGUUUGAUGGCUUUACCUAUAUUUCUAAAAAGGAUUAA